Molecule: messenger RNA, 1686 nt
Organism: Clonostachys byssicola
Lineage: Eukaryota; Fungi; Ascomycota; Sordariomycetes; Hypocreales; Bionectriaceae
Source: the annotation of a GenBank genome assembly
AUGAAACCCUCAAAUUUCUCUCUUCUCGCCAUAUUGGCUGCGGCUUUGGCUAUCGGGUCCCCAGUCCCUGGAAUAUCCGAGACUGUUAAACCUUUGGGUCAACCGGGCCCCCUAUCCGUAAACAAUAUCACUGUUGGGGAGGCUACCGGGAAGUCCUCCCUCCCUAUUCUCUCAACAGGGGAACCAGUGCAGUUUCCCGGGCCAAACAAUGGCCAAUAUGGCAACAUGUCAGUUGCCACGGCUGAAACGGUCAAUCUAAAGCGCCGAGACCAAUGGUCCUAUGGUUGCACAAGAGAGAUUGAGUACAAAUGGGGCCAAUGCAUCAACAUGAUCAACGCCACGCCUUACCGCUGGCGCAAGGGGUACUCUCACUCCUACCGCGUGAGCGCGUGGGAGGAUAGAUGGCCCGAGUACAUCGAGCCCGGCGAGUCCAUCGCCGUCCUCGCAAGGACGACCAGCGUCAGUAUAUUCCGAAAUGCUGACGACUCCGCCGGGGAGGUCGCCUACCACCUAGAGGGCACCGACAAGCCCAUGUCGUUCAUGCUGGAGUACCGAUCCGGGACCUUACACCUCCCCUGGAUCCGGCUCCUCGAGGACCUCGAGGUCAUGAACCACCACAAGGGGGCCGAGUUCAACCUGGGAGCGAGAGUAUCCCCAUAUGGCGUCGGCUUCAUCCUCGCCGGGACGGAGGGGGACUUCGUCACCAACGACGGCCCCGCGGCGUGGAUGCAGGCCAUGGUCGACGACAUCGGCCACAAGCCCCUGCGCGAGAUCGUGCUCGGCCGCAGCCACCACGCCGGCAUGUACAAGGUCCAGGGCGGCUUCCCGGGCAUGGAGUGGAACACCGUGACGCAGAUGGCCACGCUGUACGACCAGCUGCGCAACGGGGGCGCCCGGGUGCUCGACGCGCGCGUCGUGAGGGCUGCGGGCGGGAGGUUCCGCGCGGGCCACGGCACCCUGGCGCUCGAUAGCUGGUGGGGGACCUGGGGUGUCGCGUUCGACGAGCUCAUCGAGCAGACGAACCAGUUCAACGAGGACUACCCCGGCGAGCUCAUCAUCUGGGACUUGCACCCGACCGAGGCCUUCGAGAGCGAUGGGUAUCUUAGUGGGGAGCGCCGCGCUGAGUUCCUUGAAAGCCUCAAGGCCUUGAACCAUCGCGUCCGUCUCCCGGAGGGUGUGGACAUCACCAAGAUGCCGCUCAACAAGUUCAUCAACUCAAGGGACAAACAGCCCGCCGUCAUCAUCCGGGUUGAUGAGCGGUGGCUCGAGGAUGUGGACCCGGCGGAUUGGCCGGGACCGAGCGAGGGGUUCGUAACGAACAGGCAGUUUCCCAUGACAUCGACUUGGUCCGAGAAGAUGAACAUCGAGGACGUGGUCGAGCACCAGCUUCAGAGCUUGGACGAGGUCGAAGUGUCCCGGACCUCGGAGGUCUACGACAUGCAGUGGCUCCAGACGCUCGUGGGGUUCUUUUCGGUCUGGCCAUUCGGUGCCUCUCUCAUCUCCAUAGCCGAUCAGGCUUGGGAUGCGGCAUUCAGAGACUUGUUCAAUGCGCUCACGCCGGAGCGUUAUCCUAACUGGUUGACGUUUGACAAUAUCCGGAACUCGGAGAUGAAGACGCUGGUGAUGGCGAUGAAUCAAUGCUUCGUCCUUGACAAAUGCGGGGAUUGGGUGCAUGAGAGACGAUAA